AUGAUAAACAUCAGUCUAGCUCACAGUGGAGACCUGGAGACUUCAAGUAGGGCACUUCUCAACUGUGCAGUUCAACAGGUUCCAACAAUCAUAAAACAGUCAAAAGUGCAAGUUGCCUUUCCCUUUGAUGAAUAUUUUCAAAUUGAAUGUGAAGCUAAAGGAAAUCCAGAACCAACAUUUAUGUGGACUAAGGAUGACAAGCCUUUUGAUCUCUCUGACUCUCGGAUCAUUGUAUCCAACAACUCAGGAACCUUUAAGAUCCCAAAUGAGGGGCACAUAUCUCACUUUCAAGGGAAAUACCGCUGCUUUGCUUCUAAUAAACUGGGAGUUGCUAUGUCAGAAGAAAUAGAAUUUAUAGUUCCAAAUGUACCAAAAUUCCCAAAAGAAAAAAUUGACCCUCUUGAAGUGGAGGAGGGAGAUCCAAUCGUCCUCCCAUGCAACCCUCCCAGAGGCCUUCCACCACUACACAUUUAUUGGAUGAAUAUUGAAUUAGAACACAUUGAACAAGAUGAAAGAGUAUACAUGAGUCAAAAGGGAGAUCUGUACUUUGCAAAUGUGGAAGAAAAAGACAGCCGGAAUGAUUACUGUUGCUUUGCCGCAUUCCCGAGAUUGAGGACUAUUGUGCAGAAAAUGCCAAUGAAACUAACAGUUAACAGUUUAAGGCAUGCUAAUGACUCAAGUUCAUCCACAGAAAUUGGUUCCAAGGCAAAUUUGAUCAAGCAAAGGAAACCCAGACUGCUGUUGCCUCCUACUGAACGGGGCAGUGAGUCUUCAGUUACUAUCCUCAAAGGGGACACCCUGCUGCUGGAGUGUUUUGCGGAAGGCCUACCAACUCCACAGGUUGAUUGGAACAAAAUAGGUGGCGACUUACCAAAAGGAAGAGAAACAAGAGAAAAUUAUGGCAAGACUUUGAAGAUAGAGAAUGUCUCCUACGGGGACAGAGGGAAUUAUCGUUGCACAGCCAACAAUUUCUUAGGAUCAACCACUCAUGAUUUUCAUGUUAUAGUAGAAGAGCCUCCUCGCUGGGCAAAGAAACCUCAGAGUGGUGUGUACAGCACUGGGAGCAGCGGUAUCUUGUUAUGUGAGGCAGAAGGAGAGCCUGAACCUACAAUCAAGUGGAGAGUGAAUGGCUCCCCAAUUGACAAAAAUCCAUUUGCUGGUGAUGUUGUCUCCCCCGGGGAAAUCAGUUUUACCAACCUGCAACCGAAUCACACUGCUGUGUACCAGUGUGAAGCCUCAAAUGUCCAUGGCACCAUCCUUGCCAAUGCCAAUAUCGAUGUUGUAGAUGUCCGUCCACUGAUACAAACUGAAGAUGAAGAGACUUAUGCUACGGUGGUUGGUUACAGUGCUUUCUUACACUGCGAGUUCUUUGCUUCACCUGAAGCAACAGUGUCCUGGCAGAAGGUGGAAGAGGCGAAACCUCUUGAAGGUAGACGGUACCAUGUCCAUGAAAAUGGCACAUUGCAGAUCAACAAAACCACAGAAGAUGAUGCUGGCUCAUACUCUUGUUGGGUAGAAAAUGCUAAAGGAAAAACCGCAGUCACGGCCAACUUGGAUAUUAGAAAUGCUACAAAACUUCAAGUUGCUCCUAAGAAUCCUCGCGUCCCCAGACUGCACGUGCUUGAAUUACAUUGUGAGAGCACGUGUGACCCACAUUUGAGGCAGAGUUUGAAGUUGUCCUGGAGUAAGAAUGGAGAAGCCUUUGAAAUUAAUGCCACAGAGGAUGGCAGGAUAAUUAUCGAUGGAGCUAAUUUGACAAUAUCUAAUGUCACCUUAGAGGAUCAAGGUAUUUACUCCUGUUCAGCUCAAACUGCUCUGGAUAGCGUUACUGAUGUAACUCAAGUAACUGUCCUCGGUAUUUGUAUCUUUAGCUCUCUGGUUGCUGGGAUCCACAGUAAUUUUAAUACUUACAAUUUUUCAGCUCCAGACAAGAAUCCACAAAACAUAAGGGUUCAAGCCUCUCAACCCAAGGAAAUGAUUAUAAAAUGGGAGCCUUUGAAAUCCAUGGAGCAGAAUGGACCAGGGCUGGAGUACAGAGUGACCUGGAAGCCACAGGGAGCCCCCGUGGAGUGGGAAGAAGAAACAGUCACAAACCACACCUUGCGGGUGAUGACGCCUACUGUCUAUGCUCCUUAUGAUGUCCAAGUCCAAGCCAUCAAUCACCUUGGCUCCGGCCCUGAGCCUCAGUCAGUGAUUCUCUAUUCUGGAGAAGACUAUCCUGAUACAGCUCCAGUGAUCCAUGGGGUGGAUGUUAUAAACAGCACAUUAGUUAAAGUUACCUGGUCAACAAUUCCAAAGGACAGAGUACAUGGACAUCUGAAAGGAUAUCAGAUAAAUUGGUGGAAAACAAAAAGUCUGUUGGAUGGAAGAGCACAUCCCAAAGAAGUAAACACUCUGAGAUUUUCAGGACAAAGAAACUAUGGAAUGGUUCCUUCUCUAGAUGCCUUUAGUGAAUUUCACUUAACAGUCUUAGCCUAUAAUUCCAAAGGAGCUGGUCCAGAGAGUGAGCCUUAUAUAUUUCAAACACCAGAAGGAGUACCUGAACAACCAGCUUUUCUCAAGGUCAUCAAAGUUGAUAAAGACACUGCCACUUUAACCUGGGGACUACCUAAGAAAUUGAAUGGAAACUUAACUGGCUAUCUAUUACAGUAUCAGAUAAUAAAUGACACCUAUGAACUUGGAGAACUGAAUGAUAUCAACAUUACAACUCCAUUGAAGCCCAGCUGGCGUCUCUCAAACCUCAAUGCAACUACCAAGUACAAAUUCUACUUGAGGGCUUGUACUUCAAAGGGCUGCGGAAAACCAGUCACAGAGGAAAGCUCCACGUUAGGAGAAGGGGGUAAAAGUAUCGGGAAGAUACCAGAAGGAGUCAAUCUUACUCAAAAGACUCACCCAGUAGAGGUAUUUGAGCCGGGAGCUGAACAUAUAGUUCGCCUAUUGACUAAGAAUUGGGUUGAUAACAAUAGCAUUUUUGAAGAUGUAAUUGAGACAAGAGGGAGAGAAUACGCCGGUUUAUACGAUGACAUCUCCACUCAAGGCUGGUUUAUUGGAUUGAUGUGUGCAAUUGCUCUUCUCACACUAAUACUGUUAACUGUUUGCUUUGUGAAGAGGAACAGAGGUGGAAAGUACUCAGUGAAAGAAAAGGAAGAUCUGCAUCCAGAUCCAGAAGUUCAGUCAGUAAAAGAUGAAACCUUUGGUGAAUACAGUGACAGUGAUGAAAAACCUCUCAAAGGAAGCCUUCGAUCCCUUACCAGGGAUAUGCAGGCCACAGAAAGUGCCGACAGCUUAGUCCAGUAUGGAGAAGGCGACCACGGUCUGUUCAAUGAAGAUGGAUCAUUUAUCGGUGCUUAUGCUGGAUCUAAGGAGAAAGGAUCUGUUGAAAGCAAUGGAAGUUCUACAGCAACAUUUCCACUCCGAGCAUAAAUGUAUCCCAUGUAAACAACAUCAGUGGUUCAUACCAACCUUCCAUAUUUAUCUGUUCAAGGGAGCAAGAACUUUCACGUAGGAAUAGAAACGUAUUGGCAAAAGAUUUCAUCCAGAAUUCGAACAUCUUGCAAUUAUGUUGAGAAAAAUAGCACUGCCUUGAAAAAAUAAAAUACCAAGCACUAUAGGCCUAUAUUGUUUUGUUUUGUUUUUCAGGUGCUGAAAAUUCAGAACACAAAACAUAUCCUGUAUUUAGAUUCACCUCAACUGAACCCAAAGUAUCAAUUCAGUGUACUCCAUUUUUGCCUGGAUUUACUGUUCACUGUGUUUGCAUAGUUGUUGCUACCUUGUGGGUUUUUCUCUGUGUGCACAUUUGUGUUCAGUCUCUGAGAACUGUCUUAGUGACUUUGCUUCACUACAGGUAAAAAGAUGGUAAGCAAACUGGUUAUUUAAAAUGUAAAGAGGAAUAUGAAUGUCUUAUUAAAGCAGUUCAUUGAAUAUAUACAGUCUAAAUCUAUUAUUUAAAUUGUUAGUAGCAGGAGUCUUAGGUGAACAAUCAACUCGUAUUUAUUGAGCGCCUGUUUGCCCAGAGAUGGUCAUGUUAAAAUAGAAUGCUAACUUUUUCAGUUUCAACAUGAAUUUUUUUAUGUCUAUCAGUUCUGACAUCUAGAACCAUUUUCUCUUUUUUCUUUUUUGGUUUUUUCCUUGGACUAAAUUCAGCUGCAAAGGAAGUGGUGGUCAGAAGGUUAUCUUAUGAAAGAACAGGCCAAGCUAUCCAUGAUGCUAGAGCCUAAUAGCUAAACCUAGUUAAUAUCUCCAUUUCUAAAUUGACUGCUUUUACCCUUUUUCUGUGUUUAUAUAAUGGUAUGCUCGCAUAUACUUCAUGAAUGCUUUGUACAUAUUAUGUUAAUAUUUACACAAUUUAAAAUAUAGAUGUGUUUUAUUUUGAAGUGAGAAAAAGAACAUUAACAGGCAUGUCUGUACAGCUAGAGUAUAUAGUGAGAUAACAUGCCAAUAGCAUGAGGCUCCAAAACUGAAGACUUUGUAUAGAGCAUUUGGAUUUUGUUCUUAUAUUGCUUUCUGCGACAGUCUCAAAAUAAAAUAUCAUAUAAAUAUUGGAAAUGUUUUCCUAUUUUUCAAAAUAAGUUUUUAUUGUUGAGUAUAUUCUUACCCUGGCCCCCAAAAGGAAAAAGAACUGUUUACGGUAGAAAUUUCCAUAUAUAUGUUUGCCUUUCACAUUUUAAACAUCUUCAGGGUGGGCUCUCUUUGCUCUUCUGUCAAAGUCAGUACAAAUCCAGGGAAUUAAUUUCCUGGCGUGUGGGCUACUAGUCCUUCUAAAAUUGUACAUGAAAAUGGUUUAAAAAUAUUAUGAAGGACUGUGCAUGAAUGCCAGUAAAAUUCAGUGUUCAACUUCUCACUUUAUGGAAACAUUUGUUAACCCUACCAUGAAAUUCUUAAUUAUGUUUAAGUGAAAGUGACUCACAGAUUUUCCUUUAUUUUUUGAACUGUAGCUGUGGCCAUAUAUUGUUAAAUCCUGACUUUGAUUUAUGCAGCCCACUGUAUUUCUUGUGGACCAAGAUUAGGGAUGUUUUUACAAUGGUCAAUGCAGGAAUCCACAUGGAGUAUCUAAUUGUCAUUUUAAACCUUGUGUGUCCUCCAAAAUAUAUAGGCAGCAAAAGAAUGAUUUAAAACAAUGUGUCAUGGGCUCAGGAUUUGACCAAACUCCCAGAAGAAAGAGUUUCCAAAGGGGAAGGUAUCUUGGUCCUCAACCUAUGUAUGAGGAUCCACACAUCCAGCAGUGCACCUUGAGCUUCAUCCCCAUCUGAUUUCUAAAGCACUUUUCUGGAGGAAGAAUCAUCAUGUUUUGACUUAUCUGGGAGGAAUUCCUGGUACUCAGCUACUGAUGAGGCCAAGGUUAGGACUUCUGAGUGUAGUUCUGCUGUUUUUCUAGUUCCUCUUCUUUGUCAUCAGCCAAAAAGGUUUUAAGAAAAUCAUGCAGGUUGGAAUAAUCUCCAAAAAGCAUUAGGGUGUAGAUUUAUUAUAAAUUUGAUAAUCUUUAAGUUAGAAGUUAAUGCAAAUACUGAAGUGUUUCAUUUUCCUAGACUUCAAUGUUUCCCUUUAGCAGUCUGAGUAAUAGGAAUGUUCCUGCUCAUAUAUUCUCAAUGACCAAAACUCACAGAUAGGAUAAAUGACAUUGCAUUAUCACUGCCUUUUGCUAUUAUUCUUCAUACCUUUUCUUAAUAUCAUUUGGCUUCUACUGGGAAUCUUCAGUGCAGAAGGAAUUGGUUCGUAACUAACUUUCUCUGUUAACUGUCAAUGUUAUUUUAAUGUAAUAGAUUGUAUAUAAUCUCAAGGAUUGUUGGUGGGAAUGAGUUCCUAGAGAAUUGUCCAAGGGUUGGGAAAAUCCAAGUUCUCUUCCUGGUUCCAGCACUGAUUUUGUACAUAAACCUUAGGCACGUUGCUUGACCCCUUUGCUUCAUACUGUCUCAACUAUAAAGUGCUAAUGAUUAUCUCAGUUACCUUAUCUUUGUCACAGGGUGUUCUUUUUUAUGAAGAAAAAUUUGAAAACGAUAAAAGCUAAGAUGCCUUUUAACUUCAUAAACAAACCUUUAAUCUAACGAUGUAUCAAAAGCCACCCCACACAUACCAACUCAACUUCUUUCCUGUGAGCACAUAAAUAUAUUUUUAUAGAAAAACAAAUCUACAGGAAAUAAAAUCUACUGUUCAGUGAGCAGUAUGAUUUGCACAUGCCAUCAAAAUUAUUAAUCAGAAAACAAUUAAGCAGGGUCUUUGCUAUACAAAAGUGUUUUUCACUGAUUUUGCAUGUGUAUUUGUAGAAAAUGUGAAUUUGGUGGAUUAUUCUAUUAGUAUAAAGGCAUCUGAUAUUUUAGAUGUACCCAUGUUUAUAAAAGUGUAAAGCACAAUGAAAUUAUGCUGGAAGUCUCAAAUAAUAUUUUUUUCCUAUUUUGUAUUCAUGGAAGAGAUGAGAUAAAGAGAGAACAAUAAUGAGAAAUGUUGGUGUGUUUUUCUAAGCAUUUAAAACAUAAUUGCCAAUUGAAGCCCUAAAUAUGUUUACAUGCCAUUAAGAUAUGAUUCUUGUAACAAUUUUAAAUUGAUUAUAAAGGGAUUGGGUUUGUAAUCUGUGGUAGUAUAUAUCCUAGUGUUCCCAUAGUGAAAUAAGUAGGGUUGAGCCAAAGCUUACUUUGUUUUGUGUCUUAAAUUGUUUGAUUACAUCAUCAAAAGAGAUAAAAGGUAUGUAGAACUGGUUCACCUGAUUACUUUUCUUUUUUUGGCUUAGAUUAAUACAAUAGAACUUUAUUAAAAUGUGUUUGUAUUGUAGGUGGUGUUUGUAUUAUGCUUAUGAAUAUGUAUGGUUUAAAAAUAUUUUCAUUAUACAAGAAAUUCAACUUUCCAAAUAAAAGUUCAACUUCGUGUACUCUAAAAA
This is a messenger RNA of Leptonychotes weddellii (Weddell seal), 6868 nucleotides long. The record is from RefSeq and is a predicted model, not a curated record. NCBI's taxonomy places the organism in Eukaryota, Metazoa, Chordata, Mammalia, Carnivora, Phocidae.